AUGCAUCUUCUCGCAACCUCCACCUUACUGGCAGUCAUCAUAGCAACAACCUCCGCAGCACAAUACAAAAACUACACCGAAUUCGACCUCUUCAAAAACACAGGCUUCGUACCUUGUCCUGUCAACGCCAAAGCCACAAACGAUGCAUCUACCACUGAUUUCGCUGCCUCUCGUUGGGUCACCACCCAAGAACAAGUCUGCAGAUACAUGGCCGGAACCCCGAUCAUAAUUCCUACAACGCCAUCUCAGACAGCUUUCUUUCCAUGGUAUCCGACAUACCUUCUCCAAGCUGUAUCGCUUUCCCUAUCCUAUCUUGGUCUCUGGCUCACCUUACGGAGUAUGACCAAGCAGCAAGGAACCCCCUCGGUGCGAAUCCCUCGUCUAUUUUGGAUUCAGUUGCCGUUCGAUGCCGUCCGUAUUAUUGCCUUCCUCUUCAAAGCCAUCCACGGAUUUGCGGAUGAGAAACGCCUCGCAUGGAUCAACGUCCUUCUAUGGCUUCUCCCAUUCACAUACGUCUUCAUCACCCUUCUAGCAGCUCAAGAACAGAGCACGUCACGACAAUACGUUUACACACCCACUCCCCAAGGCCUAGAGUUCCAAACUUCAGACCACCCGGAACACAAGAUCCAGUCCGCCACCGAAGUACAAGCGCUCUCACUCACACAACCAAAGGCAUGGAAUGGCAUCCCAACCCGCUGGAAAGUCAUCCUCAUUUCCUCUAUUCUCGCCACCAUCCUCCUCCUCACCUUCUCUUUGGCAACAGUGAUAGAACACUGGCAGUUCCGCUGGAUUUCUCCCUCCACUGCGCUUGAUAAACAAACAUAUAUACCCAUACCCAACGCCGUCAGCAAUCCCAGUACCCUGGGACAGCUUCCGAACACCUGCCUCGAAUAUCUCUCCUCUGACACACUCCAGCAUACAGAAUUCUUCCAUCAGGAUAGCGAAAGAAAGGCAUUUGCAGUUAUUACAACUCUGCAACUUGUCUUUUCUCUCUUCUCCCUCUCUGCCAUCUUUCGUGGAAACAAAACCCUGCUUUCUCGUUCCUCCCAGGUGCUCAUCAUCAACGCGGCGAUAACGUGCCUUGGGUUAUUUAUACCUGCAUUCGCGGUCGGCAUGCUGAUUGUGAAAGAGAAAGGCGCGGUUCUCAGGUUUACGAAUGAUCUGGAGGUAACUGGGGGUUGCACGUUUGCGUUUUUGGGAAUGAAGAGGGAGGUGGGGUAUUGGGAUGUACCGUACGAGUUCGGGUUCAGGGUUGCAAUGAGCUUUUUUGGUGCUGCGUAA
This is a messenger RNA of Hyaloscypha bicolor E, 1281 nucleotides long. RefSeq lists its product as uncharacterized. Lineage: Eukaryota; Fungi; Ascomycota; Leotiomycetes; Helotiales; Hyaloscyphaceae. The transcript has a single exon. The coding region runs from base 1 to 1281 and encodes 426 amino acids. The record is from RefSeq and is a predicted model, not a curated record.